Molecule: messenger RNA, 3548 nt
Organism: Nycticebus coucang (slow loris)
Lineage: Eukaryota; Metazoa; Chordata; Mammalia; Primates; Lorisidae
Gene: TACC3
Product: transforming acidic coiled-coil containing protein 3
Exons: 17
Coding region: 752-3205 (817 amino acids)
Biological process (GO): cell population proliferation; cerebral cortex development; mitotic spindle organization
Cellular component (GO): cytoplasm
Source: RefSeq, a predicted model, not a curated record
GGGGCUGGAUAACAGGGCUUCCCAUUGGUCGCUCGCGUAAUCCCGCCCCGGCUGCUCGCUGAUUGGUCGCGCGGAGCCAACCGUCGGCGUUUGAAUUCACGGGCGCGGCGGCGGCGACUACCGUACUCGGUUACCCGGACUCGACCCCGUAGGAGCGGCGCAACUUCCUUCAUUCCUCGCUGUGGCGGCGCGGGUCCGGAGCCCCGCAGUGGCGGGCAGAUCUGGAACCCUGUAGGUGGAAAGGGUGGAAAAACACAUCAGUGACUAGUGUGAGAACCUGAGAGGUAGGUGUGGAGCAUUCUGGGCCUGACUGGAACCCCUGCUGUAGAAGUUCCCCCCGGACACCCACCCAGUAAUUGGCCAUCUCCUCUGAGCCUCUAUGCUUUUGGCACCUCAUCUAUGCUCUGUUCCCUCUGGUACCCCAUAGCACAUGCAGAGUCCUGUGCCAGACCAUGGCUGCCCUGGUUCUUCUGGUUUUCCUGCAGGCCAGAAUUUCCCAUCUCCUUUCCCCUGACAGAGUAAUCCAGCAGUAGGAGUUGUUACCAGGACUUGGGGUUUUGGGUUUUUGUUUUUUGUUUUUUUUUUUUCUGUCAUCUCAGCCUGAAGCCCUUUUAAGCUCGUAGUCCCAGGAGUGGAAGGGCUGCCUGAAACUCCCCCCGCCAGGCUGGAGAGUCAGAGUUCCUGAAGCAGGCCAGGUGCCCUCUCUGAGGUUUUCUCUGCCAAGCUUAGCAGAGGACGCCUGUGACAAGUAAUGAGUCUGCAGGUCCUAAAUGGCGAAAAUGUCACCAGUGAAAAAAGUACAGAAAGCUCCGACUUCCUGUUUUCACCACCACAACUUACCGGAAGCUUGUCUGUUCUUCGUCCAUCACAGAAAGAAAAUGUGCCACCUAAGAACCUGGCCAGAGCUAUGAAGGUGACUUUUCAGACCCCUCUGCGGGAUCCCCAGACACACAGGAUCUUAAGUCCCAGCAUGACUAGUAAACUCGAGAUGCCUUUUGUGCUGUAUGACACCACUGGGUUGGAAAACUCUCACCAGGUCUGGACACAGAAAGAGAACCAACAGUUUAUCAAGGAAGUGGACUCCAAAACGACCAAUGGAAUUUUGCAGAAACAAGUGGUGGCUGGUGCUGACACUGCUUCAGGAAAUAGAGCUCCAGCCUUUGAAGGUGGCACCUCCAGGGAGCUGGGCCUGGAUCCCCCAGCUAACCCAGGGGCUUCCAGCUCUCCUCAGAGCCCAGGAAGUCCCAGAAGCCAGAUGGCAUCUUCGAAGAAAACUGGCAGCCCUGAGCAAGCGGUGGAGGAACCUGCUAGAGCUCCUUCCUCAGACUGGAGUGUGACACCCUUCUCCGAGACCCUGGGAGACCCUCCCAGGACAGCAGCCAUUGUCAAAGCAGAGAUUCCUCUCAAGGCUGAGGGAGAAAAUGCAAGUGGCCGGGGCUGUGCCUCCUCAGCCACAGCUGCUGCACCUCUGAUCACAAGCCCCAAGGGAGUGUGUGGAGGGGUGUCCCCUGCAGGCCUGCCUAGUGAGGCCCCAGCCUCCCCUGGGGGCGUGGGCACCCCCAUGCCAGCAGACAGCGCCCAGUCCCUCACCCAUCCUGAGAAUGCACCCGCACCUGGGCCCCUGGUGGCUGACAGGGCCACAACCCUGAGUCCUAGAGAAGAGGCCACUGGCCAAAAGGCCAACUCCUGGCAGAGUGAACCCCUAAGACUAGAAUUUGAUUUUUCUGAUGGUGUCACCAGCAAAAGGGCACCCCCACAGAAGAGACUUGGAAAGAGACCGGGCCUCAAACCCCCCUCAAAGAGCAUGGAGGUGGGGCAAGAACAGGAGGCCAAGGAGGGAAGCACAGGUAAGGGGCAGGCUGAGCACCCCAAGCCUGCUCCCUGGGGCUCUUACCACCUCAACUGGGACGAGCUGGGUGGCCCAGACUUAAACCCAUUUGGAGGCGACGCCGAGUCUGCUGAUAGGGAAGCCAGGCCCCCAGGAAGCUCUGAGACCAUGCCAGCCCAGCCUGUGGCUGAGCAGCUGGGAGCUGGGCCUCAGGCCACCGAGGACUCAAGUGUGAGCCUGCAGCUGUUUCCAACCUCAGUGGAGGACACACCUGUGACGCAGACAACAGCCGAGACCCCAAGUGCCGACAGUAAGGCGGGAGACAAGAAUUCUUCGGACACAUCGGCUCCCAUGAGCUAUCAGGGCAGUGAGGCUGGCCUCCCCACUCAUCACGGGCCACAGCCUGCCUUGGAGCUGAGAGAAGAGAGCUUCAGAGACCCUGCUGAGGUUCUAGGCACGGGGGCUGAGGUGGACUACCUGGAGCAAUUCGGAGCUUCCUCGUUUAAGGAGUCAGCCUUGAGGAAGCAGUCCUUAUACCUCAAGUUUGACCCACUCCUGAAGGACAGUCCUCAUCGACCAGAGGCUGUAACCACUGGGCCAGACAGCUUGCAGGACAAGGACCGGCCUUCCUCAGGAAACCCACCAGAAGCCACCCUUGUGGAGCUUGACUUCUUGGGAGCACUGGAUGCACCUGUGCAGGGCCCAUCCCUGUGCAUCCUUGGGCCUGGGGGUCCACCUCUGCUUUCCACGGGGCCUAUCCUGGACCUGCUGCAGUACAGCCAGAAGGACCUAGAUGUGGCCGUGAAGGCAGCACAGGAGGAGAACCUGGAGCUGAAAAGCAGGUGUGAGGAGCUGCACAGGAGAAAUGUGGAGCUGGGGAAGAUCAUGGACAGGUUUGAGGAAGUCGUGUACCAGGCAAUGGAGGAAGCUCAGAAACAGAAAGAUCUUGCCCAAGCUGAAAUCCAGAAGGUUCUAAAAGAAAAAGAACAACUUAUUGCAGAUCUGAACUCCAUGGAAAAGUCCUUCUCUGACCUCUUCAAGCGGUUUGAGAAGCAGAAGGAGGUUAUUGAAGGCUACCGCAAGAAUGAAGAGUCACUGAAGAGGUGCGUUGAGGAGUACUUGGUGAGGAUUGAUAAGGAGGGCCAGAGGUACCAAGCACUGAAGGCCCAAGCGGAAGAGAAGCUUAAGCUGGCAAAUGAGGAGAUUGCCCAGGUCCGGAGCAAGGCCAAAGCAGAGGCCUUGGCCUUGCAGGCGAGUCUGAGGAAGGAGCAGAUGCGGAGCCACUCUUUAGAGAAGAUGGUGGAGCAGAAGACUAAAGAAAAUGAUGAGCUGACCAGGAUCUGUGAUGACCUCAUCUCCAAGAUGGAGAAGAUCUGACCAGCCGCCACCUUCCCUCCUGUCUUAGUUUUUAUGUUCUUUCUACCCUCUUAACUUCCCAACUUUUUUUUUUUAAGCUAGAUUGCAUUUAAAAAGAUUAAAUAAAGUUUCUUUUUUUAUUUUUUUUUUUGGCCGGGGCUGGGUUUGAACCCACCACCUCUGGCAUAUUAAAUAAAGUUUCUCUUAUGUUCAAACUCUGAGGUUACCUGGUAUUGGUUAAAAUGAAGAUUUCCUAUUUCCUGGCUCUGGCCUGAGUCUGAUCGUGUCCACAGCCAUUGCUGCCACGUGCAGUGUGUGAGUCCCUCUCCCUGCCCUCCAAGCUGCCCGCCUCCAUCCUGCCUCC